This is a messenger RNA of Rhinocladiella mackenziei CBS 650.93, 687 nucleotides long. RefSeq lists its product as uncharacterized. Gene Ontology annotation, cellular component: peroxisome; mitochondrion. NCBI's taxonomy places the organism in Eukaryota, Fungi, Ascomycota, Eurotiomycetes, Chaetothyriales, Herpotrichiellaceae. The record is from RefSeq and is a predicted model, not a curated record. The transcript has 3 exons. Gene Ontology annotation, biological process: glutathione metabolic process. Bases 1 to 687 code for a protein of 228 amino acids. Gene Ontology annotation, molecular function: glutathione transferase activity; glutathione peroxidase activity.
AUGGGUCGGCCAGAGGGUGGAAAGCUCACCAUAUACGUUGAUUGUGUCUCACCUUAUUCAUGGUUCGGCUUCACCAACACUAUUCGCUAUCGUCCUCUGCUCAACAAGUAUGGCGUGUCGGUUGACAUAAUUCCUUUCUUUUUGGGUGGCGCUCGUGAUAGUGUAGGCAACCCAUUUACCCCAACUCCUAAAGCCAAAGAAGCAUUUGCAACGCAGGACUCGGAAAUCACGGGGAAAUUGUUGGGAUUGAAAAUUGUUCGGCCAAAGGAAUUUCCCAUUUUGUCACUUUUCGCUGUUCGAGUCGCAACAUGGAUCAAAGACCAUUAUCCGCCUGAAAAGUUUGAGCAAACCUUUCCUGCUCUGGGAUCGGCAUAUUGGAGCAAAGGUAUCAAUAUCUCAAAACCAGAAGGGGUUCUCGAAGCUUUGGAUGGGAUUUUUCCCCCUGAAGAGAUCCAAGAAAUCAUGAAGAAAGCAGGAUCCCCAGAAAAUAAGAAGAGGGUGAUCGAUUUGACCAUGAGUGCGGGUGCUUUUGGAGCGCCGUGGAUUGUCGCUGUCAACUCAGAUGGAGAACGCAAGGAUUGGUUUGGCAAUGAUCGUUGGGAUCAAGUCUUUGAUCAUCUUGCAGUGCCUUAUACACCGGUGAGGAUAAUCCCCCCUGAAGAAGCAAAGGCAAAGACGAGAUUGUGA